UCACCAUAUACUUAUUCUAAUAGCUUAAUACAAAAACAAAUCGAGAUUACUAUUAUCAUUUUAAUCUUUCAAUACCAUCAUUGACCUUUAAAAUCACGUUAUUCCUUUCCUUCAUCACAUUUAAUGCCUGAAUUGGAGAUAUUGGACGGUGGAGGUGCAACGCAAUUAGAGACUUACAAUCUAGAUCUCACAGGGUCGUUAUGGAGUGCAUCGGCCUUAAAUGAUAAUCCAGAUCUUGUUGAGCAGAUGCACCGAGAUUACUUGGAAGCAGGUGCAGAUAUCAUAGAGACAUGUACUUAUCAGGUUUCAUUGGAGGGAUUCAAAACUAAAGAAGCAACGUCAAGUGCUGUUCAGAAAGGUGUACAGAUAGCAAACAACGCUAUAAAUACGCACAACGAAGUAGAUCAUUCGUCACAAAAGCAACUCGCUUAUGCACUUGGUCCCUUCGCUGUUGCAACAGCAGAUGGUGCAGAAUACACGGGAGAAUAUAGUGUUGACUACAGUUUGAGUCAAGGAAGCCUUUAUAGUGAAAACCUCAAACAAUUCCACUUGGGUCGUCUCAAAGUAUUAAACACGCAGGCAAAAGUAGAUAUUUUGCUAUUCGAGACAGUCCCGUUACUUUCAGAAGUGAGAGCUAUACGAGCAGCUGUAGAAGAGUAUAGGGCAUACGUUAAAAGUAGUGUACCGUUGUAUAUUUCACUCGUGUUCCCGGAUGGUUCACUUCCUGGCUCGAAAAUCCUUUCUGAAGGUCCAAGUGGGAUUAAAGACAUCAUAGAGACAAUUUUCGGAGGCAAUAGUGCAGAAGUAGAUGCAAUUGGUAUAAAUUGUACCAAACCUCACUACUUAAGGCGUCUGGUCAGCGAUAUAGUCGAUCAUUUAAGCAGCUACGAACUCAAUCGCAAACCAAAGCUUAUGAUAUAUCCUGAUGGUGGUCUAGUUUGGGAUGGAAAGGAGCGUGUUUGGCGUCAGCCUGAACAUUCUCAUCACGCAGACAGUAGUUGGGCGGAAACAGUAGCAGAUGCUGCGUCGAUAGUUGCUAACGAUGCCUUUUCGCCUUUCUCGGGUGUGAUCGUCGGUGGGUAUUGUAAAUCUGGGCCGAAAGAAAUCAAACAGUUACGUUCAAUAUGUCAAACUCGUGGUUGGCUAUGAACAAAAACAAGGAUCUAUGAAAACAAUACAUGUAAAAGUUACAAAAAUUCUAAAAAACAGAUCUAUAAAUUCGCUUCCAAAUCGACACCCCCUCGUUCUCAAUUCUGUACUUCUCUUUCAACUCUAUAUGAUUUAAUUGAGUUGCUCUUCCCGUCACGAAAUCCAUCUCUUUGUAGGUUACUAGCUUACUUCUUUUGACAACCUUCCAUAUGAUCCAAGCAGCGAAGAAAAUCAGAAGAGAUAUGUAAUUCGAUAUAAAUGUGCU
This is a messenger RNA of Wallemia mellicola CBS 633.66, 1414 nucleotides long. Its product is annotated as Homocysteine S-methyltransferase. Gene Ontology annotation, biological process: S-methylmethionine cycle. The record is from RefSeq and is a predicted model, not a curated record. The coding region runs from base 124 to 1149 and encodes 341 amino acids. The transcript has 3 exons. NCBI's taxonomy places the organism in Eukaryota, Fungi, Basidiomycota, Wallemiomycetes, Wallemiales, Wallemiaceae. Gene Ontology annotation, molecular function: S-adenosylmethionine-homocysteine S-methyltransferase activity.